Messenger RNA from Lemur catta (Ring-tailed lemur), 649 nucleotides. It is a transcript of the gene GNG5, whose product is annotated as G protein subunit gamma 5. Lineage: Eukaryota; Metazoa; Chordata; Mammalia; Primates; Lemuridae. Gene Ontology annotation, molecular function: G-protein beta-subunit binding. Gene Ontology annotation, cellular component: heterotrimeric G-protein complex. The transcript has 3 exons. The record is from RefSeq and is a predicted model, not a curated record. The coding region runs from base 45 to 401 and encodes 118 amino acids. Gene Ontology annotation, biological process: G protein-coupled receptor signaling pathway.
GCGCCCCCGCCGGCCGCCGGAGUAUUGGGCGGGGAGGGGCGCGCAUGCGUACCGAGGGUGGCGCCGCUGGGCACAGAACCGGAAACUUAGAGACAAAGUUCGGAGCCCCGCCCCCGCCGCGCGCCGCCCAGCCGUCUGGCCCCGCCGAGCUGCUACCCACCGACCCACGAAUUGGCCUGGCUCUCGCGUGCGCCAUGUCUGGUUCCUCCAGCGUCGCCGCUAUGAAGAAAGUGGUUCAACAGCUCCGGAUGGAGGCCGGGCUCAACCGCGUUAAAGUUUCCCAGGCAGCUGCAGACUUGAAACAAUUCUGUCUGCAGAAUGCUCAGCAUGAUCCUCUGCUGACUGGAGUAUCUUCGAGUACAAAUCCCUUCAGACCCCAGAAAGUCUGUUCCUUUUUGUAGGAAAAUGAAUCUUUCAAAGGUUUCCCAAACCACUUCUUAUGAACUGGUGAAUAUUCAAGAAAACUAAAUUUGAAGCCUGUACAAAAGCUUAUCCUUAUAACAAUACAUGUGCCAUAAUAUGCAGACUUCUGCUUUUGUCAGUACUUAACAUCUACCUCUCUGAAUUUUCACGAACUUCUAUUUCACAAGGGUAAUUGUUUUAUAUACACUGGUGGCUGCAUACAAUAAAAUACUUAGUAUAAAAGUUU